Molecule: messenger RNA, 690 nt
Organism: Didymodactylos carnosus
Lineage: Eukaryota; Metazoa; Rotifera; Eurotatoria; Philodinida; Philodinidae
Source: the annotation of a GenBank genome assembly
AUGUUACCUCACAUAACCUCACUAGAAUAUGCUUAUCGCAAUAAACAAUUAACAGAUCAAACACUCCAGUUGCCCGAACGGCAAGAUUUAUCAUCAUACAUUCCAAAAGAAAAUAAUAUUUUCUCAAUCAGUUCAAUGACCGAAUUUAAUGAAGCCGGUCGUCGUUUAAGAAAUCAAAAACAACAGCCUCAACCAUUACUGAGUUUGAUCGAUGAUUCUUCAUCAAUGACGACAUCUACUAAUUCUCGACUUCGACGUACAGGUUCUGAUGACAAUUUAUUUAUUGUUAAAUAUGCCCCAAAACAUCGUUCAUCUGGAAAUAUAUCUAUAAUUACCAAUGGAAGUACGAACAAUGACAAUCAACACCAUCAUGGAGAACAACCAAUUUUUAAUGUGACUACGAAUAGUCAAGAUAGUACACAAGGAAAAUAUUUAUCAACCGAACCAAAACGUGUUCAACAUAGUCGUUCAGCCACAGUAACAUCAUCACCUACUCAUCAUCGAACAAUUCGUGAAGAAAAAUUACUCGCUGUUUAUAAUUUAUUCCAUGAAUGUUACAGAACAGUUAUUCCGUUUCGUCGACCAUUACCACAAUCAGCAUCAUCAUCGAAUAUUUAUAGACCACAAAUAGGCCGAAAUCUUGUGAAUUCUUUUAAUUCAUUUAUUGACCAAUGGCGUACUACGAGAUAG